Messenger RNA from Aricia agestis (brown argus), 1125 nucleotides. RefSeq lists its product as uncharacterized. Bases 76 to 696 code for a protein of 206 amino acids. NCBI's taxonomy places the organism in Eukaryota, Metazoa, Arthropoda, Insecta, Lepidoptera, Lycaenidae. The record is from RefSeq and is a predicted model, not a curated record. The transcript is spliced from 5 exons. Gene Ontology annotation, molecular function: N-acetyltransferase activity.
UUUAUCAAAUUAAAAAUAUAAUUUGCGGCAUAAUUAUUUAGCGUACGUAUGUCUUGUAAUCCGAUUGUUUGAAUAAUGAGCAACGACCCUUACGAGGUAACAAUACGUUUCGCCCGCCAAGAGGAUCUGAGGCAUCGUAUGGAGCUUGUGCGACAGGGAUUCUCUGCUCACUUUUGGGACGCAUUUUGGUUUUUCCUGUUACAAGAGCUAACAUUGGAGUGCUGCGUGCUGGGUGCGGCGGUGCUGUUCAUAUUCUGUGGAGUGUCGGCAGCGGGUUGCCUGUUGCUGUUGCCUGUAGCUGCAGCUGUGGUCUCUAUGUGCAUCCUCGUUGCCCAUGAGGCUAUGGCUCAAAAACAUGCAAAGAGUGUGAGUAAUGAGUUAUUUGGUGUUGUAGCGGAAGUGCGGGGCGCGCCGGUGUCGGGCCCCGACCGCCGCCGAGCGCUGCACAUCCGCUCCCAUCUCGCGCCCCCCGCCCCCGCCCCCCUCGCCGAGCGUGACCGCCCCGAGUACGCGCAGGUGGUGGGAACCGUGAGCGUUUCGGAGUCGUGGGGUCCGCGAGAGGACGGCUGGCUCCACGCGUUCGCCGUCCAUCCCGACGGCCGCAGUCGCCCGACCGACAUUGCAUCUUCCUCGGAGCUCGUACUCGUCAAUUCAACGGAUCGGUCCCCGUGCGAGCUGGCUCCCGGCACCGAGUGACUCCGGGCUCUCGGAGCCGGCGAGCGGCGUGGGCAGCUUGGCGGACACCAGAUAAUAUUAUGUGAUGGCCUGCUGUCGAACGCCCGUCGUGUACGAGAUACGUGAUCAUCCACAAUUUCGAUUUCCUUGUAAAUUAACCCCCCUGUAAACCCGUGGAAAUUGGAAUGGCUCAUGUUAAUUGACAAUCGAGAGGCCAGCGAGACAUCCACUCCGGCUCCAGGUUCCGGCGGGCUCGGCGAUCGGAACCGAGGGGGCCUCUACUCCACUAUCGUACACAGACAGCUGCACCGCGCUCCUACUUAGGGUCAUUUAUUUUCCAUUUGUUUACUCGCCCCCCGGCUAGAGCUAUCGACUAGCUAUCUACAAUCGAACGCUGCAGGUUUAGUUUUGUCCUCCUUCUCGACGGGCGAUCGAACUAGCAGUGAUCGG